Molecule: messenger RNA, 1596 nt
Organism: Eruca vesicaria subsp. sativa (arugula)
Lineage: Eukaryota; Viridiplantae; Streptophyta; Magnoliopsida; Brassicales; Brassicaceae
Source: the annotation of a GenBank genome assembly
CAAAAAGGAGAUCGGUGGUGGGCUUUUAUAACAAGAUGGGCCGAUCAUUCAAAUUGUCUACACGUCGCGUAUAUCAGGAUGGGCCGACACUGUGUUUCUGUUCCGACAUUUUGCAUCCAAACACACCUCCGUACUGUCUGUUUCCAGCAUAUCUGUCCGGAGACGUAAAGAGAAAUAAGCCAAACGAUCUAGGGAUCUUUACGGUUCCACGAUUCACCGGUGAGUUUCAAUUGAUCCGAUAUUUUCUUUGAUAUUCUUAGAUGUUUCUGGUUUGCUUUCCCGCGACUUCCUGGUACAAUUGAUCGGUAUAGAUAUUGAUGACCGUGACCGGCUUCAAUUUGAUUCAAUCCUUCUCCUUUAAGCCACUAGAACUAAUAGUUGAAACCUUUCAAGAGACAUCAAUGGUGAGCCAAGGAAUGGUGUCUCUCACCAAGUCUCUAUGCAUUACCCCUCCAAGAAUCCGCCUCAAGAAUCCCAAGAUGAUAAAGACCGGGUCUUGUAAUCUCCGUGUCUUAUGCACAAAGAUGUCUCAAUGGGAACCAUCACCACCUUUCAUUCGUUCUUCUGCACAAGAAGCUGGUAAUAUAGUAUUGGAAAAAACCGCAAAUGUGUUUGAGUCUAUCAUAUCCGAAACUGCAGAGGAGGAGAAAGUAGAUUCAGCGCAGAGUACUAACUCUCACCAAGUUCAGGUUUUUAAAUGGCCGAUAUGGCUUUUAGGUCCAUCUGUUCUACUCACAAGCGGUAUGGCACCUACAUUAUGGCUACCAUUGUCUUCAGUUUUCGUCGGUUCGAAUGUGGUUAGUGUACUUUCGUUGAUCGGUUUAGAUUGUAUAUUCAACCUUGGAGCAGCGCUUUUCUUGUUAAUGGCUGAUUCUUGCGCACGUCCUAAAGACCCAUCAGUGUCCUGCAAGAGCAAACCACCAUUUAGCUACAAGUUCUGGAAUGUUUUUGCACUCUUAACCGGGUUUCUUGUCCCAACGCUACUUCUCUUUGGAUCCCAAACCGGUUUACUUGCUUCACUUCAACCGGAGCUUCCUUUCAUCUCGUCAGCUGUUCUACUUUUGCCUUACUUCAUUCUCCUUGCGGUUCAGACAUUGACGGAGAUUCUGACAUGGAGUUGGCAGUCACCGGUGUGGCUAGUGACACCAGUUGUCUACGAGGCGUACCGAGUUUUGCAGCUGAUGAGAGGGUUGAAACUAAGCGCAGAGGUGAAUGCACCGGUGUGGGUGGUUCAUAUGAUACGUGGGCUUGUGUCUUGGUGGGUGUUGAUAUUGGGGAUGCAACUCAUGAGAGUUGCUUGGUUUGCUGGUUAUGCAUCUAGAACAACAACAACAACAACAAAUCAGCAACCAGAAUCAUCUGUUACUUCUAAGUAAAGAUAGAUAGUUUAUAUCUCAUCUAUUUACCUUUGAUGUCAGACAUGUCUGAAAGAAAAGGAUAUGUAACUCUUUACUACAUAAUUUUGUAUUGUUGGUGAGUCGGUGAUAAUAGCAAACACAUAUUCUCUGUAUUAGUUGGGUUAGUAUAUGUUGCUGUUCGUUUCGUAUUAUAGAACAAAGAACACUUCUUUGGAGUUCAUGUCAUUGUAUACAUCAA